AGCACAAGGUGGGCGUGGCCAGAAGUGUUUCCGUUGACCUUACUUUCACGUCAUCAAGCUGUUACGGGUGACGCCUUGGUCUGAAAGAUGUGGCCAGAAAAAUAAAUAUCGGGAACCGCCAGGUAUCAAGGGUGACCUCUUCAUCAACCCAACUGCCUGCACUAUUGUCUGUAGUCCCUGACAAGAGUAAUUAUGCCUCGAGGUCAUAAAAGUAAGCUCCGUGCUCGUGAGAAACGCCGCCAGGCUCAUUGUGAGAAUCAGGAUCUGGGAACUACUCAGGCCACAGUGGCAGAAGGAGAAUUGCCCUCCUCUGCCUGUCAUCUCGUUGGUGAUAGAUCCCAGAAUUUGCCUGCUACUGAGACACCUAGCAUCCCCGAGGCACUUCAGGGAGCCCCAUCCACCAGUAAUACUAUUGUACCUGUUUCAUGCACCAGUUCAACUGAAGGUGCCAGCAGCCAAGAUGAGAAAAGUCGACAUUUCGCAAGUGUGGCUGAAGCCUGGAAAAAAGAUCCCUUAAAUAGGAAAGUAGUUUUGCUGGUGAAUUUCUUGCUUCAGAAGUAUCAAAACAAAGAGCCAAUUACAAAGGGAGACAUGAUUAAGUUUGUUAUCAAAAAGGACAAGUGUCACUUCAAUGAGAUCCUCAAGAGAGCUGCUCAGCAUAUGGAGCUAGCAUUUGGUGUUGAUUUGAAGGAAGUGGAUCCUAUCAGGCACUCCUAUGCCCUUUUCAGCAAACUAGACCUCAGCUAUGAUGAAACAACCAGUGAUGAAGAAAACAUUCCCAAGACUGGUCUACUGAUGGUUGCACUCAGUGUGAUCUUCAUGAAUGGCAACCGUGCCCCAGAAGAGGCAAUCUGGGAAGUGCUGAAAGUGAUGGGUGUAUUUCCUGAUAUGGAGCACUUCAUGUAUGGGGAUCCCAGGAAAGUCAUCACCAAAGAUCUGGUGCAGCUAAAGUACCUGGAGUGCCAGCAAGUGCCCAACAGUGAUCCUCCACGCUAUGAAUUCCUGUGGGGUCCAAGAGCUCAUGCUGAAACUAGCAAGAUGAAAGUUCUGAAGUUUUUAGCCAACAUGUAUGAUACCGUCCCUACUGCCUUCCCAACCUGCUAUGAAGAGGCUUUGCGAGAUGAGGAAGAGAGAGCCCAAGCCAGAGCUGCAGCCAGGGCUCAUACUGCUGCCAUGGCCAGAGCACGUUCCAGAACCACGUCUAGCAGCUUCUCCCAUGCUAAGUGAAAGCUGAGGCUGGUUCUUCACUUUUUGGCCAAAAAGGUUAUAUUUCAAAUGUUGAAGUCUGAAGAAAAUUGUUUUAUUUGUGGAAGAAAAGAGCAAUCAACAUUCUAAGUAGAGAAUGACCAGGGUGGGUCUGGAGGGAACACAGCAUGUAUCAUUUUGUGUUAAUAUUCUAUAAUAAUUGGAGUGGUACCUUUCUUUUUGGUGUUAUAUUUCAAAUCCUGUUUCUUUCAGUAGAAGUUAUAGAUAACUUCAGAAUCGAAAUCUAUUAAUUAUUUGGGUUACGUGUGUAUUGCUAUUUAAGAGUGGGAGCUUUAUUGUUCUGUAAAACAAAUUGGGAAACCUUCUUUCAUAUUUAAUGAGCCAGAACAAGAAAACACAGUAAUGGAAUAGGUAUUUCUUUUAAAAAUAUGAAAUGAUUUAGCAGUAAAAUUUUGGAGAUCAAAACAUAGGUGAAAACGAGUAAAACUUUUCAGUUCUUGGUUUUCUUUAUCCAUUUUAGUCUGUUAUAUAAAAAUAAAAGAGACAUGUCUGGAUUGGCUUAGCUUACUGAAGAAGGUAAGAAAAAAUAAAAUGUUUACGAACUAGC
Saimiri boliviensis boliviensis (Bolivian squirrel monkey) is the source of this 1813-nucleotide messenger RNA. It is a transcript of the gene MAGEB18, whose product is annotated as MAGE family member B18. Gene Ontology annotation, cellular component: nucleus. The record is from RefSeq and is a predicted model, not a curated record. Lineage: Eukaryota; Metazoa; Chordata; Mammalia; Primates; Cebidae. Gene Ontology annotation, biological process: negative regulation of transcription by RNA polymerase II.